Messenger RNA from Scomber scombrus (Atlantic mackerel), 956 nucleotides. Its product is annotated as phospholipase A2 inhibitor and Ly6/PLAUR domain-containing protein-like. The record is from RefSeq and is a predicted model, not a curated record. Lineage: Eukaryota; Metazoa; Chordata; Actinopteri; Scombriformes; Scombridae. The transcript is spliced from 6 exons. Bases 1 to 618 code for a protein of 205 amino acids.
AUGGAAGACAGCAAAAAUGAUCAAGAUUCCCUCAUCAUGAUGAAGCUGAUCCUGUCUCUCACUCUCAUCUGGACUCUCUCGAGCACAGCUGAAGCUCUUCAGUGUUGGCAGAGUGAAGGAGAUUCAAGAUGGGAGUUACGUCCAUGUGACUCUACGGAUCUGUGUGCAAGUGUUGCUGCACAAGGAUAUGUGAAUCAAAAUCUCCAACAGAUCACCAACAGGUUGUGUUUGCCAUCCUCUCUUUUCAGUGAAGGAAAGCACACAUAUUCAUACAAUGUUGGUUUUGAAACUAUGACUGUAUCUGUUCAUGUGUGUAACACAGAUGGCUGCAACAGUGAAGACAUACCUUUCCCUGAUGUUCAGAAGAAAAACAACCUGAAAUGUUUCACCUCCGAUGAUCCAUCUUCUGCUGAGUGUAACCAGACAGUACAGUGUGAAGGAGUGCAGGACCGCUGCUUUAGUGGAACUGCAGAAGAUAUCAGAGGCACAUUUCAUACCUUUGGAUGUGUCUCUGCCAACCUCUGUGAAAUUCUUUCUCACUUGGAGCUCCCUUUUCCAUAUGUUGAAUUCCUUCGUGCACCAACAUGUUGUGGAAGCAGCUUCUGUAACUCAGCUUGAUCUGUCAAACUGAAUAUGAUCACUUUGCUGUUUGGACUCAUUAUCCGUAUCUUCUAUUAGAACAAAGAUAAACUAACAGAAUAGUCACACACACAGAGUGCUUAAAAUAUUUUAUUUAUGUUGAUUUAGACGUUUUACACAGACUGAAUCAUUGACAUUUAAAUGUUUUGAUUAAUCUGACAUGCUCCUUUAGGAUUUUGAAUGCAUCAACUGUAAUGCCUCUAAAUCCAUUAAUUUAAAUAUGCAGAGGACACAAAUCUGUUCAGUUGAUACACUUGAGAUUGUUUAAAUUGAUUUAGUCAAAUUUCGAACAGCAGCUCUAAUUGUCUCCUCAUUAC